AUGCCUCAGACGGAUCUCAACCGGAGAGAUUCUAUUUUUCAUCGGUCCUGGUCCUUGAAGUGGAAGUGCUGGAGCAUCGACCAAAAAGUCUUUCAUCUCCUCGCGAAGCCGCCUGGUCCGCCCCUCGGCGACACUUUGCAGCGGAUCGACGGCAAGGGUGAGUCCGCGCGGGUCCGCUUUUGUGCAGCAGACGUACCGCAGCAGAGAGAGCUGGCAAACGAGCAGAUCUUGCGACUCGUCGGAGAGAAUUGCGUCAAACAGUGGCGAACCUGUGCAAGCGGUAUUGGACAACUAUGCUUUUGAGUGUAAGUAUGUUGCAAUGCACAACUAGCACGAUCUUGAUUUGCGGAUGGAUUCACUAGUAGAGAGGCUAUGCAACUUAAACUUUCUGCCUACAACAGCUUCAGCGUAUGGAAGAAAUGAACUCUAUCUCAUACCUAUUUUCAUAAAUAUUUAUAUACAUCAUGUACAUAUUGCGAUUUGAUGUCUCUUUCAUCAAGCAACUACAACUUGAAUAUUUAGUAUAAGUAUACUUAGUAUGAACCUUCAUGAAUUUGGCUGCCCGCGAGGUGCUUGUGCGCAACACAUCUCAGCGUGAUGUUGGCAUAUACGUCGACCGCAUCCCAGCCCUGGACCUCUUCGCGUAA
This is a messenger RNA of Amoebophrya sp. A25, 647 nucleotides long. NCBI's taxonomy places the organism in Eukaryota, Dinophyceae, Syndiniales, Amoebophryaceae. The record is from the annotation of a GenBank genome assembly.